UCUGUGUCUCUCUCUCUCUCUCUCUCUCUCUCUGCCUCCUCAGUCUCUCACUGGCCGAAAUGAAACGGAAAGAACCCUAGGUGAUCUAGUCUAUUCCUUGCUCCAGUAGUAACAGUUCUCCGAACUCACCCUCACAGAUUUCAGUUUGUUCAGAAAGAGAAUCACAAGUGUUAUCUGCGAUGCAAGACUUUGUCGGAUCAGUUCGUCGAUCUCUGGUUUUCCGAAGCACAGAUGGAGAUGAAGAAGGUGGACUUGGUGGAGGUCUGGUUGAGAAGAUCGGUACUUGUAUCCGAAGAUCUAGGGUUGGUUUUCUCUCUAGGCUUUCCCCUCCAGCACUGCCUCCAAUCGUGAAGGACAAUGCACCUCCGAUCAGAUGGCGCAAGGGAGAAUUGAUCGGUUGUGGUGCCUUUGGUCGUGUAUAUAUGGGGAUGAAUCUCGACUCUGGAGAGCUUCUCGCUGUGAAGCAGGUUCUGAUCCCGGCCAAUAAUGCGUCGAAGGAGAAAGCACAGACACAUAUUCGGGAGCUUGAGGAAGAAGUGAAGCUUCUUAAGAAUCUCUCUCAUCCUAACAUAGUUAGAUAUUUGGGAACUGCUAGAGAGGAGGGAACCUUAAAUAUUUUGUUGGAAUUUGUUCCCGGUGGAUCUAUCUCAUCCCUUCUCGGAAAAUUUGGGUCUUUCCCAGAACCUGUAAUAAGAAUGUACACAAAGCAGCUAUUGUUGGGGCUAGAGUAUCUUCAUAAGAACGGAAUUAUGCAUAGGGAUAUUAAGGGGGCAAACAUCCUUGUAGAUAAUAAGGGCUGCAUCAAGCUUGCUGACUUUGGUGCAUCCAAGAAAGUGGUUGAACUUGCUACCAUAUCAGGUGCUAAGUCAAUGAAGGGUACACCAUAUUGGAUGGCUCCAGAAGUCAUACUUCAGACAGGGCACAGCUUUUCUGCUGAUAUCUGGAGUGUUGGAUGUACUGUUAUUGAGAUGGCUACUGGAAAGCCUCCUUGGAGUCAGCAGUACCAAGAGGUUGCUGCUCUUUUCCAUAUUGGUACAACAAAGUCCCAUCCACCAAUCCCUGAGCACCUCUCUGUUGAGGCAAAGGAUUUCCUGUUGAAAUGUCUGCAGAAGGAACCAAACUUGAGAUCCACUGCAUCAGAAUUGUUGCAGCAUCCAUUUGUUACUGGAGAAUACCGGGAAUCUCAUCCAAUCCUUCGCACUUCAGCUAUGGAAGCUUCUGCAAGUGUGUUGCCUUCAUCUGGGUCAAUUAUGAAGAACUCCAUUAGUCCUGCACUCAGACCUCAGACAACCUGCGAUGGAUUGAAUAAUGUUUUUGAUACGGGUAGUGUGAGGUGCUCAACUGUAUAUCCCGAGAAGUUCUCAGGGAUGGGACAACGGGGAACAAACACUAGUGAUGACAUGUGUCAGCUUGAUGAUAGAGAUGAUUUAUUGCUGGAUCAAUCGGUAGAAGUCACUUCUGUCUCCGCAGUGGAUGACUUCAAUAAGAGUUUUAAUCCAAUGUGUGAGCCCACUGACAAUUGGCCUUGCAAGUUUGAUGAAAGUCCUGGGCCAGAACAGGGAGGAAUAGACUUGCACUCAGGUCAUCCAGUUGAGGGAAUUUCUGGGAGUCCUGGAGCAUCUACCAAGGGUGACAAUGAUUUCUCAUUUCCAUUCGAGCCAUCAGUAUCUGAGGAUGAUGAUGAAGUUACUGAAUUAAAAAUUAGAGCCUUCCUGGAUGAGAAAGCUCUAGAUUUGAAGAAGCUGCAAACACCACUUUAUGAAGAGUUCUAUAACACCUUAAAUGCCUCUGGACCUCUGGGUAUUGUUGGGGGCAUAAACGAUGAAAAUGUAAUUAAUUAUUUGAAGUUCCCACCAAAAAGCAAGUCACCCAGUCAGGUUCCUAGUGGAACUCCAUCCCCAUCCCCAGCUGUUGAUACUGCUAGUCCUGGGAGUUGUAGCAGGCGUGUAUCUAAUAUCGGCUCUCAUAACAAUCAAUGUUUGCGGGAAAUUCCUUCACCUCAGCUUGAUGAAUGGAAAGGGGUUCUUCGUGACAGUCAGCAGGAACCAAUUAGCCCAAGUUUUUCUGAGAGACAGAGGAAGUGGAAAGAAGAGCUAGACCAAGAGCUUGAAAGAAAACGUGAGAUAAUGCGUCAGGCAGGUGUUGGUGGGAAGACAUCAUCUCCAAAGGAUCGAGCAGCAGGUGUUGGUGGGAAGACAUCAUCUCCUAAGGAUUGGGCUUUAAAUCGGCAGAGAGAUCGGUUGUGGUUUGCAUCCCCAGGAAAAUGAGUAUACUUACCCGUGUAUCUACUACAGUUGGUAACCCGAGUUGUUUUCCCAGCGAGUAUUAAUGUAUGUAGAGCUCUAUUUUUGGUGAAAUGUUCUAAUAAUAGAAAGUGGCCACAAGCCAUUCCUACAUGAAUAGCACAGGCAAGGCACCACAUACCCCAUUGUGUUCAGUUUCUUGUGGUUCUGCCUGAAAAUCACAGCAGUAUCUUUGUAUGGCUUUUAAGCUAAAGUGUAUGUUAUGGCUCAAUAUGAAACAUAAUUCAAAGUAUUUGUUUGGAGA
Molecule: messenger RNA, 2547 nt
Organism: Macadamia integrifolia
Lineage: Eukaryota; Viridiplantae; Streptophyta; Magnoliopsida; Proteales; Proteaceae
Product: mitogen-activated protein kinase kinase kinase NPK1-like
Exons: 17
Coding region: 180-2267 (695 amino acids)
Biological process (GO): protein phosphorylation
Molecular function (GO): ATP binding; protein kinase activity
Source: RefSeq, a predicted model, not a curated record